Messenger RNA from Humulus lupulus (European hop), 606 nucleotides. RefSeq lists its product as uncharacterized. The transcript has a single exon. Bases 1 to 606 code for a protein of 201 amino acids. The record is from RefSeq and is a predicted model, not a curated record. NCBI's taxonomy places the organism in Eukaryota, Viridiplantae, Streptophyta, Magnoliopsida, Rosales, Cannabaceae.
AUGCGCCAACCUCCACCUCCGACCAACACCACAGAAAAUGGAGCCAACAGCUCUGCAUCAAUUCCUCCAUCAAAUUUUCCCCAUCGUGAACGACCUACCCUAGAAUAUGCAAACAAACCCUACUUAAUGGGCAAUGGAGAUUACUUGAGCUUGAUUCUUGCAUCCCCUCCAUUGACGGACACCAAUUUUCAACAAUGGGCCCGUGAUUUAAAGAUCUUAGUCGGUGCCAAGAACAAAUAUGGCUUCCCCAUUUGGUCUCUUCCUCAACUUCCUCCUGACCAUCACCUGUUUGAUUCUUGGAACAGAUGCAAUCAAAUAGUUAUGUCCUGGGUUAUUCACUCGGUGUCUCCAGAAAUCAAAAGCAGUAUUAUGUUCAUUGAUAUAGCUGCUGCAAUGUGGACCGAGUUAAACAAUCGAUUCAAUCAAGGAAACGACCCUCGCAUCUUUGAGUUUCAGGAAUCUCUCAUCAUUCUUCAUCAAGGAGAUGAUUCUGUUAGUGCAUACUUCACCAAGCUCAAAGCAAUUUGGGAUGAAAUUCAUGAACUUCAACCACACACACCCUGUACUUGUGUGGUUGUUGUUAAUAGUCUUGAGAACGUGUUGUAG